Messenger RNA from Rubroshorea leprosula, 2706 nucleotides. The record is from the annotation of a GenBank genome assembly. NCBI's taxonomy places the organism in Eukaryota, Viridiplantae, Streptophyta, Magnoliopsida, Malvales, Dipterocarpaceae.
GUGGAAGAGAUUCUUUACACUGUUCAUGUGUGGUCCAGAUUUAAGGAAGACUUAAAAGUCUUCCUUAGAGAGGUUUUUAGCAGUUAGAGAGGAAAGUAACUCCUUUUUUAAAAAAACGAAGAAACUGCAUCUUCCCCAAAAAUCUUGUCAUAAUGGCGCAUAAAACAAAGGAGAUUUUAAAGGGGAUCUAGUGUAGAUGAGUGCACCAAGACAACAUUCACCUCACUUGCUUCCCCUUGAGAUGGUUCCUGGCUAUACUAAUGUGCGACAAGUGGUGAAGUGGUUGGCCGAGUUCAAUGCUUGGUCCUCAAAAAGGGCACUUGAAAAGCAAAAAGACCUAGUUUUGCUUAAGGCUUUCGAGGGGGGUGACAUUAAUGCAGCAUGGUUUCCUUUGCCGAAUGACAUUAUGCAAGUGAGGCUUGAAAGGCAAGACCUGCUGCCAGUGCCGAUUCAUUUUGCUUUUCCAUUGGUCAAAAUGGAAGAUUGGAUAGGCUGGGCCAAGGACAUGCUCAUUGAUAAUGGUUUUGUGGAGAUAUUGCGUGCUGCUAGAAUCCUUAAGUUAGUGGCUCUAUGUCAGACUUUGCAGAUUAGCAGUCACAUGGAGUGUCUCUGUCAUUUGGUGAGAAGAUCAACAGCAUAUAGCACUCUUGCUAAAGGAGUGCAUGGCACUGAUGGCCCUGAAGAAAGUGAUGAGGAGAAAUGCCAGUGCUUUUUCUCGUUAUGGAGAGGAGAGUGCAACAUUGAUUUCCUAACUUGGAUGCGAUACUUCCAGAAUGGCAAGGGCAAAGAUAGUCCAUAUGUGCGUGUAGCUUUUCUUAUGUCUUGGUUGAUCAAGUUUGUUCUUAGGGGUUUCCUAAAUCAUGAGAUCAUGGCUAAGUGCAUUUCACUAGCAAUCCGCUUGGCUGAGGGUUCACAAGUGUGCUUAUCUUUGCUACAAAUGUUUGUGUGGGAAAGAUUUCACCAAUACUGCCCUGGCCAUGUUACCAGUGGGAAAGCAUUGAAGGAAUAUCCUAUGGCGAAGUGUGGUUAUACUAGUGGGACAACCCCACUAACCUACUCUUGGAUAGGGAAAAGAAAAGUAAAGAGGCUAGUAGUCCUAGAGGUUGAUUGCCUUUUGGAUGACUACGACGAUUUUAAUUUCCAUGAAUGCAAAUCCAUGUCGGGGAUGUUUACACUACCCGAGGUGAGCUUUUUUGAUAAGAUGCUUCCGACAAUGCCUAGGAAUCAAAUUGUGAACUUUAAUGUGAGAGACUUGAGCCAUUUGGAGAUGCAAUUUGGCUAUGAUCAAGAUAUACCUCCUGCUCCUUCCUCGGAUAAGAUAGAUUGGAAUAGGGCCAUGCGACCUUACAUUGACGAAGCUACUACAACCAUGUGGAGCGAGGGUGCUGUCACACUUAGAUUUUUUAGCACUGCUAGAAUGUCAACUAUGCCACUGCUAAUGUUGGAAUAUUGUGGCGCAUUGCUAAAGAAAUUUGAGGCUUUUAUUCAAUCACUGCUAGAGGGCUUUUUGAUGAGAGAAGAUAACGGGCAAUGGGUGCCUGUCUAUCUGGCCAUUCCUAGCAUGGCAGAGGAGGAAUACGACCAAGGUGUGGUUUCAUAUGGCACCCCCAACAUGGCGAAGAAGUCGACAACAACAAAGACUCAACCAGAAGGGACGAUACUUAAGUCGUGCCCUAUUAGCAAACUAACUCCUUUUAGGGCUAGCAAUUUUGAACUAGUCCUGGGGGGAUUUAUACUUAAAAGACAUGCCAGCAUUGCCAUCACUGAGAAAGGUGUUGAAAAGGGCAAGACCAAGGCUACAAUCGGCAUCAACGAAGAAAAGGAGAAAGUGGUUACUGAAGAAAUUAGCUCUGACUCCAACGAUAGUAGUAGUGAUAAAUCCAAUGACCAAGAUGCCUCAUUUGAGAAUGAGAAUGAUGUAGGCGAUGUUGUGAAGAAAUCUAUCUCCAAUAAAAGCAAGGUGGACAUCAACAAGCCAACCAUGAGUCUAGUGAAGAAAGCUGUUGGCCCCAAUGAGAUAAAACAUAGUGAGCAGCCAUCCUCAAUUCCAAGUCAAGUGUGGGCAUGCCACCUAUUGGAUACCUUCCCAAACUUGACAACUCGCAGCAAAGCCAAAAAAGUGGUGGUUGAAGACAUCUUUGCAAUUCUCUAUGUAGCCAUGCGACAGAUGGAGGUAACCCUUUUCACUGAGAUAAAUGAGGACUUUUUCUAUCUGUGUAGAGAUGCCAUUGAUGAUACUGAGAGCAUAAACUUCGAGGUCAAUGUCAUCCGCACACAUCUAUCAAAUCUAGCGAAGGCAUACCUCAAGAAGAUUGAGUUUAACAUGACUAAAGAGCUUGUCCUCAAGUUGGAAGAAGGAUCAGUGACAGCCAAGGCACACCUGGAAUCGCUUAACCAAGAAAAAGAGCAUCUAAGUUCCAACGGUGCAACUGAACUUUGCCAGGCUUUUAUGGAGGCUACCAAGGCUUAUGGAGAUGAGCUUGGCCCUUUCUUGCCAUGAGUGGCCAUGCACCCUGGCUUUCUCUCCAUUUUCUAUUCUGCUCUCUUUGUUGUGUGUUAAUUGUUGGCGAUAUUGCCAUGAUGUAACCCUCUUAUUAUGUUUGUUUUGGGUUGAACAUCUUUAUUUCCAUCAAAGGCUGGAACCUAUUACUUGUUUGUUUUCCUUGGUUGUGGCUUUCUAUUGCACCGAGCGUGGUACUUAGACAA